Messenger RNA from Ictidomys tridecemlineatus (thirteen-lined ground squirrel), 2539 nucleotides. RefSeq names its product dihydrolipoamide dehydrogenase (gene Dld). Gene Ontology annotation, cellular component: mitochondrion; oxoglutarate dehydrogenase complex. Gene Ontology annotation, biological process: pyruvate metabolic process; 2-oxoglutarate metabolic process. Gene Ontology annotation, molecular function: dihydrolipoyl dehydrogenase (NADH) activity; flavin adenine dinucleotide binding. The record is from RefSeq and is a predicted model, not a curated record. NCBI's taxonomy places the organism in Eukaryota, Metazoa, Chordata, Mammalia, Rodentia, Sciuridae.
CCCGGGUGAUGACGUAGGCUUCACUAGUGCAUGCGCAGGGUGGGGAGACCUUGGAAUAGCAGUGGGGCGGCUUAGCGGAGGUGAAAGGAUUGGCGAAAAGGAAAGCACGGGGGAAAAAUGCAGAGUUGGAGUCGUGUGUACUGCUCCUUGGCCAAGAGAGGCCAUUUCAAUCGAAUAUGCCAUGGCCUACAGGGAGUUUCUGCAGUGCCUCUGAGAACUUAUGCUGAUCAGUCAAUUGAUGCUGAUAUAACAGUGAUAGGUUCUGGUCCUGGAGGAUAUGUUGCUGCCAUUAAAGCUGCCCAGUUAGGCUUUAAGACAGUGUGCAUUGAGAAAAAUGAAACACUUGGUGGAACUUGCUUGAAUGUUGGUUGUAUUCCUUCUAAGGCUUUGUUGAAUAAUUCUCACUAUUACCAUAUGGCCCAUGGAAAAGAUUUUGCAUCUCGGGGAAUUGAAAUGUCUGAAGUUCGUUUGAAUUUAGAGAAGAUGAUGGAGCAGAAGAGUACUGCAGUAAAAGCUUUAACAGGUGGAAUUGCCCACUUAUUCAAGCAAAAUAAGGUUGUUCACGUCAAUGGAUAUGGAAAGAUAACUGGCAAGAAUCAGGUCACAGCUACGAAAGCCGAUGGCAGCACUCAGGUUGUUGAUACAAAGAACAUUCUUAUAGCUACAGGUUCAGAAGUUACUCCUUUUCCUGGAAUCACGAUUGAUGAAGAUACAAUAGUGUCAUCUACAGGUGCUUUAUCUUUAAAAAAAGUUCCAGAAAAGAUGGUUGUUAUUGGUGCAGGAGUAAUUGGUGUAGAAUUGGGUUCAGUUUGGCAACGACUAGGUGCAGAUGUGACAGCAGUUGAAUUUUUGGGUCAUGUUGGUGGAGUCGGAAUUGAUAUGGAGGUAUCUAAAAACUUUCAACGCAUCCUUCAAAAGCAAGGAUUUAAAUUUAAAUUGAAUACAAAGGUUACUGGUGCUACCAAAAAGUCAGAUGGAAAAAUUGAUGUUUCUAUUGAAGCUGCUUCUGGUGGUAAAGCUGAAGUUAUCACUUGUGAUGUACUCUUGGUUUGCAUUGGUCGACGACCCUUUACUCAGAAUUUGGGACUAGAAGAUCUUGGAAUUGAAUUAGAUCCUAGAGGUAGAAUUCCAGUCAAUACCAGAUUCCAAACAAAAAUACCAAAUAUCUAUGCUAUUGGUGAUGUGGUUGCUGGUCCAAUGCUGGCUCACAAAGCAGAGGAUGAAGGCAUUAUCUGUGUUGAAGGAAUAGCUGGUGGUGCUGUGCACAUUGACUACAAUUGCGUUCCAUCAGUGAUUUACACACACCCCGAAGUUGCUUGGGUUGGCAAGUCUGAAGAGCAGUUGAAGGAAGAGGGUAUUGAGUAUAAAGUUGGAAAAUUUCCCUUUGCUGCUAAUAGCAGAGCUAAGACAAAUGCUGACACAGAUGGCAUGGUGAAGAUUCUUGGGCAGAAAUCAACAGACCGAGUACUGGGAGCACAUAUUCUAGGACCAGGUGCUGGAGAAAUGGUAAAUGAAGCUGCUCUGGCUUUGGAAUAUGGAGCCUCCUGUGAAGAUAUAGCUAGAGUCUGCCAUGCACAUCCGACCUUAUCAGAAGCUUUUAGAGAAGCAAACCUGGCUGCAUCAUUUGGCAAAUCAAUCAAUUUUUAAAUUAGAAGAUAUAUUUUCUGAAAUCUCCUGGAAGCUUUUGUAGAGGUCACAGGAUAUGCUCACAGUUCCAACAAUUUCUAAGACUGAAUUAUGAAACUUUUGGAAGGAAUUUAAUAGGCUUGGAAAGAAUGGAAUAGUCUAUAUUUUGAAAUAUUUUGUUUCAAUGCAUUACUAUGCAGGACAAAAAGCUCUUAAUAAUAGAAUCCUGCAACGUUUUCAUCAACCCAUAUUUUCAUGCUACUUAUGAAAGGCUCAACCUCCUUGAAUUAAUGUUAAGUGGCUUUUAUCUGAUUCAGUAAAGUUGGAUUUAUUUUUUACAAGGAUGGAGCCUGGAGUAUGGUUUGUCAGCAACUGUGUUUGAAAGAAGGUGAUCAAGUUAUUUUAAAUUUGGUUUUCAUAUUGGAAACAAAUCAGUUAUUAGAACAAUAUUAAAAUAUAUAUGAACUGAACUCGUGUAAAUAAAGUUACCAUCUCUUCCAUUUCAAACUCUUAAAAUUCUUGCAGUUUAGGGAUAGAAUUUAUGUAUUUCAGGGGUUUUUAAAGGUUCCAUUGAAGCUUACAAAUCUGUUACAGUUACUCAAAGUCUUAUCUACAGAACUCAAAUAUUAAAAUGGAGACUCAAAUGUAUUAUAGUAAGGAAUGAAGAUACCAAAAUAAAUGUCUUAAUAUUCACUUACUGGUUAUUCUAAGUGCAUGUUGAGAUGGUCCUGAUUCAUUUAUGACUACAUCUGGUGUAUAUUUUAUUAUUACUUUUAUAGUUCUGAAUAUCUUUUUCAUAUUGUACAAUAUUAAGUACAUCAUUUAAAAAGUCAUUUCUCUUUCAUCUGCUUUACAGAUACCUAGUAAAUGUUUAGCAUAUACUUUUGGAGAAAUACAACAUAAAGGAUCUUAA